This is a messenger RNA of Panicum virgatum (switchgrass), 2027 nucleotides long. Its product is annotated as peroxidase 18-like. Lineage: Eukaryota; Viridiplantae; Streptophyta; Magnoliopsida; Poales; Poaceae. Bases 301 to 1782 code for a protein of 493 amino acids. The transcript is spliced from 4 exons. The record is from RefSeq and is a predicted model, not a curated record. Gene Ontology annotation, molecular function: heme binding; peroxidase activity. Gene Ontology annotation, biological process: hydrogen peroxide catabolic process; response to oxidative stress.
CCGGAGCGCGCCGCUGGGCGUGCCGCUUGCACAGGCGGGCCAGCUGAGGGGGAGUGGGAGAAGCUCCCGGGAUAGAUUUCCUCCCGACACCGACCUGCCCGACCCGUCGCGCCCCAUCUCUCUCGCUCUCGCUCUCGCUCUCGCUCUCGCUGCGAGCGCCAACCGAGCCGCCUCCACCUGCCCCUUUCUCCAGGAGGGAAAGGGCCUUUUCUUGCGCGCGGUGACGUGCCCGUGAGCUUCCGGUUCUACCGUUCUAGUAGGGAAAGGCGUGCUCGGUGCUCUCGUCCUGGUCUGCGCAAGAUGGGGCGGGGGCUAGGCGGCGCCGUCGUCUGCUCAAUGCUGGUGCUGCCGGCGCUGCUGGCGCUCGCCGCCUCGCAGCCGGCGACCCCGGCUCUGUCGCCGGCUCAGAGCGCGCCGCGGCCUCCGCCGGCCGCGAGGGCGUCCUCCCCAGUGCCCGCGGCGCCGGCUCCGAGGCAGUCGAGCCCGCCGGUGCCAGCGGUGAACCCGUCGUCUCCGCCACCCGCGGCGCCAGCUGGGAAGCCAUCUCCGUCUCCGAGGCCGGCUCCAGUGCCGCCUCCGCCCCGCGCGGCGCCGACGCCAAGGCCGUUGCUGCCGCCUGCCUCGCCUGUUCCUGUCCCAGCUGCGCCACGACCGGCCCCCAAACCGUCCCCGCCCGCGGCCCCGGCGCCAGGCCAGUCACAACCACCUGCCACGCAGCCGCCGCCGCCCUCGUCGUCGCUGGCGCCAAGGCCGUCACCGUCACCUGCCACACCGGCCCCACAGCCGCCACCGGCUCCGAAACAGUCUCCAUCACCGGCUUCACCAAAGACACCGCCCCCGCCGCAGCCUUCGUCGAACUCCACGCCGUCGACGAUCUCGACAUUGGCCCAGCUCUCGCCCAGCUUCUACGCGCAGUCCUGCCCGGGCGUGGAGCUGGCGGUGAGAGAUGUGGUCAGGUCUGCCUCCACCCUGGACCCCUCCAUCCCCGGCAAGCUUCUUAGGCUGGUCUUCCAUGACUGCUUCGUCGAGGGAUGCGAUGCAUCAGUACUGAUACAAGGUAACGGCACGGAGAGAACCGAUCCUGCAAAUCUGUCGCUUGGUGGGUUCAAUGUCAUUGAUGCUGCCAAGAGAUUGCUUGAAGUCGUGUGCCCUGCAACUGUUUCUUGCAGUGAUAUUAUCGUCCUCGCCGCAAGGGAUGCCGUUGUGUUUACCGGAGGACCGUCCGUGCCCGUGCCCCUGGGGAGACGAGACGGCCUGGUCUCGUUGGCAUCCAACGUCCGGCGAAACAUCAUCGACACCGGCUUCUCCGUCGACGCCAUGGCGGCCAGCUUCACCUUCAAGGGUCUCACCCUGGACGACCUCGUCACCCUCUCAGGGGGGCACACCAUCGGGUCGGCGCACUGCAACACGUUCCGCGAGCGGUUCCAGGUGGCGAACGGGAGCAUGGCGCCCGUGGACGCGUCGAUGAACGCGGACUACGCGAACGAGCUGAUCCGGGCGUGCGCCGCGUCGGCGGGCGCGGCCGUGGACUGCGACUCCGGCUCGGCGUCGGCCUUCGACAACCGCUACUUCGCCAACCUGCUGGCGGGGCGGGGCCUGCUGCGCACGGACGCCGUGCUGGUGCGGAACGCCACCACGAGGGCCAAGGUGGAGGAGUUCGCGCGGAGCCAGGAGGGGUUCUUCGCGAGCUGGGCGGGCUCGUACGCCAGGCUCACCAGCCUCGGCGUCAAGACCGGCGCCGACGGCGAGAUCAGGCGGACCUGCUCCAGCGUCAACGGCUGAUGAUGGACCAUGAAUGGGUCAGGGGAGCAAAGUAAUGUAGAGCGAUCUGCUUGCAUUUGUCUACCAAUAUAUGUGUAUUAGUAGGCGUUAUGUUGUGCACUUGCAAAAUUAGAAAAAAAAAUGAUGCCCAUAAUCAUAGUCACAGAUUGACCGACAGCAUCCAUAUGAAUAGAACCAUGCAAAGAUGUCACCUUGGAAGAUUUUUGUAGAAAUUUACAAAAUUCUGUCGGCUCGUGGAGUCAUGG